Triticum dicoccoides is the source of this 1506-nucleotide messenger RNA. RefSeq lists its product as uncharacterized. Bases 1 to 1506 code for a protein of 501 amino acids. The record is from RefSeq and is a predicted model, not a curated record. NCBI's taxonomy places the organism in Eukaryota, Viridiplantae, Streptophyta, Magnoliopsida, Poales, Poaceae. The transcript is spliced from 3 exons.
AUGGGGGGCAAGACCCCCAUGGGUUAUGCUGAUGGGAGCCACAGCAAGUCUGGCUCCCAGCCAGUUACUGCGUCGGAGCCUCCAAAGGCAUUGUUGUUGACCGCCGCUGCGCGCAUGGCUGAGGUUGCCGGACUGAAGCGCGACCUGGGGCGGGUCGAAGAAGAGCUCGACCUCAUGAAGAGGCAGCUCGAGGACAACAAAGUCUCCUUCACGCUGCAUCUUCCCUUGUUUUUUUGCAGGCCAUCUAUAAGGACAGGUGCGCUCAUGUCGCAGGAACCGGAGCGUGCGGCGAUGGCGGCCGCGUCCGGCGAGCUUCCGCCUGCUGCUACAAGGGAGAAGAAAGAUCCGGGUUUUGCAGAAUCCUCUCCGGCGGUCCCGGCCAUGGCGGCCGAAGAUGGGUGGUCCACGCUUCCGGGCGACCUCGUCCGCCGCAUCGCCGACUCCUUCCUCGACGACAACGACCUCGACUGGUACAUGGACUACCGCGCCGUCUGCACCGGCUGGCGCGCCGCCACCGACGACCCCCGCUUUCGCUCGAGCCGGUGGAUCGUCCUCGACGAGGCCUGCCAGAGCCAAGGGAAUCUGCUCCUGUUGAACACCCACACCGGCCGCUUCCUCCGCAAGAAUCUUCUGCAGGUCGGCGACUACCACGUCGUGGCCACCACUCUCGACGGCUACUUCGUUCUCGCAGAAAAAACCGCUCCUCACGCCGCCCGCGUCCUCAACCCUCUUACUGGCGCCGUGAUCCGUUUCGCGGCGCCCGUGCCCCCCGAUGUGGGAAUUGCUGAUGUCAUUUCCCCCCACGGCUCUUCGCUCCGGCUCGCCGUGUUCUCCGACUCAUCUCGCAAGGCUUACUCGGCGGCUCCUCACAAUAACAGUUUCGUCAGAUACAACCAUAACCAGCCAUCAGAUUACGAUUUCUACCGGAAGGCGGUCGUGGGUGGUGUCUACGCAAGCUUUUCUGAAGCAUCCGUUGUUCGUGAGAUGAUUAUUUGCUUAGGCAAAUUGCUGCCGGUUAAUCUUGCUCCUGUGACCGAGGUUUUCUCCCUUGAUCUUCCUGGGCAUGGGUACGGCAUGCGGUGUUUCCUAGUGGAUUUGCAUGGGCAUAUAUGUAUCGUCAUGAAGAUCUUGAAUCCACAGGGAGUCUUGGCUCUCUUUGCUUACCAAUUUGACACCGAGACAGGUAUCCUCUGGCGUCUGAAGACCACAGACAGAUAUGCGAUCUUCAUCGGAGACCACAGGUGCUUCUCCGUCGAUGUUGAUGAGUUCCCAGGAACUGAGCCAGACUGUGUGUACUACAUUCAACAUUUGGGUUCGUCCGCUCAUAUCAGCAAGUGCAACAUCAAGGACAACAAAAUAGAGAGGAUCUCUGAAGCUGCAGAUUUUGUGAAGCAGGACAACAAGUUUGUCCUGGUCGCUGACCGUCCUUACACCAUCAUCCACCUUCUCGCCAGCUACACCAUCAACAACCCGGAUUCUCAACUGGCCUUGCAACAGAUUCCAUAA